Stomoxys calcitrans (stable fly) is the source of this 1044-nucleotide messenger RNA. It is a transcript of the gene TfIIEbeta, whose product is annotated as general transcription factor IIE subunit 2. Bases 97 to 972 code for a protein of 291 amino acids. Lineage: Eukaryota; Metazoa; Arthropoda; Insecta; Diptera; Muscidae. Gene Ontology annotation, cellular component: transcription factor TFIIE complex. The record is from RefSeq and is a predicted model, not a curated record. Gene Ontology annotation, biological process: transcription initiation at RNA polymerase II promoter. The transcript has 4 exons.
UAAACAAUUCCCUAAAACAUUGAACGCUGAAGGAAGAUUUUUGUUUAUCAUCAAAAAAAUUAAUAAAUUUAAAAAUAUUAAGGCACAAAAAUUAAAAUGGAUCCAGCACUUCUUAAAGAACGCGAGGCGUUCAAGAAGAGGGCGAUGGCCACACCAACAGUGGAAAAGAAGGCCAAAGUAGAAAAGGUCUUUGCUCCGCCAAAAGAUGAUCGGCCCAAGAAAAUUCGCCCUCCUACAGGUCCAAAACUGGAUGCCACCACCUACAAAACUAUGGCAGGCAGUUCGCAAUACAGAUUUGGUGUGUUGGCCAAGAUUGUAAAACACAUGCGAACCAGACAUCAAGAUGGUGAUGACCAUCCGCUCACACUGGAAGAUAUAUUGGAUGAAACGAAUCAACUUGAUGUUGGUCAAUCAGUAAAGAAUUGGUUGGGCUCAGAAGCCCUUAUGAAUAAUCCAAAGAUUGAAGCUACCCCCGAUGGUUUGCGAUUUAGUUAUAAACCUGUUUAUAAAAUCAAGGACGGCAAAAGUCUAUUGCGUUUGUUAAAACAACAUGAUCUCAAAGGCUUGGGUGGCAUAUUGCUGGAGGAUGUACAAGAAUCACUGCCCCACUGUGAAAAAGUACUGAAGAAUCGGGCUUCAGAAAUAAUCUUCAUUGUAAGGCCAAUUGACAAGAAGAAAAUUUUAUUUUAUAAUGAUCGUACUGCCAAUUUUACGGUUGAUGAGGAAUUCCAAAAACUAUGGCGCUCAGCCACCGUCGAUGCCAUGGAUGAUGCUAAAAUUGAUGAAUAUUUGGAGAAACAAGGUAUUCGUUCAAUGCAAGACCAUGGGCCCAAGAAACAAGUGCCAAAACGCAAAAAGGUUGCCAGUAAAAAGAGACAGUUCAAGAAACCCAGAGAUAAUGAGCAUUUGGCGGACGUCUUGGAAACAUAUGAAGAUAAUACUUUGACACUGAAGGGUGUGAAUCCCACAUAGAAUUAGAAAAAAAUCUCUUUUUUUUACCAUGAGUUAUUCAAUAAAACAAGUACCUUAUUAUUUUGAAGACAA